GUUGUCUUUACAAGUGGAUGCAUACUUUCGUUUGAUCUGACGAUUUUGAUUUAAAUGAGUGCUUAGAAAGUAUUUUUCAAAUGUAUUUAGAGACCAAUUAAGAUCGGGUAAACGAUAAAUGCACCCUGGGGUGUCGAAUAAAAUAGUUUGGGAACUUUCGGGAGUCCAGUCUUCAUGCUGCACACAUAUUGUCAGCGCUGGUGUUUGCGUUAUCAAAUGUCGCUGUCUUUCCAUUUGUUUUUCUCCUUGUGCUUCUGAUUUCCCUUCCUUGUUAUACGUGUAUAGGUUAACCUUUUACCAACUAUAAAUCGGCCGGGUAUAAUUUGAAAGUAAUUGGAUGAGCAUUUUAGUAUUGUGUGAUAUACCUCCUCGACCCAUUCGAGGUGGUCUCUUGUCAACGACUGUUGCUCGGAUGUCCCCCGGCUGUCCAGUACCUUAGAAUUGCGCUCUGCACAUUCGAAGAUUGCUGCAUUUAAUGCAUACGCGUGGCUUUUUAGUGUUGCUCUCGUGAUUUGUUCCGUGUUGUCAUAGUUAUAUCCAAAUUCGGUGACUACAUGGCCUGUAGCGUUGUACAGAGAACAACCCGAGAGUGAAAGGAAAUGGCUCAAAACAAGACCGGCAUGAAAGAGACAAUAAGAAUGUCAGACUCUGCUAGCAACUGUUUAAGCAGCUCUUCAAUGAGUACCAUGGAUGGUGAAAAACUUGUGAAACCAAAACAGCAGCUUCACACACUAUUGCAGCAGGCUGGGGCAGACAAAGAGAUUUUUACAAUGAAAGAGGUCAUGUUUUACCUUGGGCAAUACAUCAUGGAAAAAGAGCUGUAUGACAAGAAACAGCAACACAUAGUCCACUGCUCUAAUGAUCUUCUUGGAGAUGUUUUGGGCGUGCACAGCUUUUCUGUUAAAGAACCACGAGUUCUGUAUGCAAUGAUUUCAAAAAACCUGACAGCUGUUAAAAACACAGAUAACUCCAAGCCUUUAAUAAAUGCUCACCAAAAUGAAAAGGACAAAGGACAAGAGACUGAAGCUGAGCAAGGUGCUUCCAUGCCAAAUAUUGACACUCCUACAGAGCUAUGCAAUGCAGCUGCCUCUGGAUGGAGACGCCGCAGGAGUAGUGAAUCAGCCUUGUGGAGGAGGGGUUUGCCAUCAAAAUACACCUCGGUAAAUGAUGAGCAGUGUGAACCCCAUAGAAAGAGGCAUAAAUCGGACAGCAUCUCACUAACGUUCGAUGACAGUCUCUCAUGGUGUGUGAUUGGCGGCUUGAAAAGAGAGCAUGUGAGCAGCAUAUCUUCUUCAGAUUCUCACUUGGAACCGGAUGGUGAAAAUGCUUCUGGAAGUGAGGAUUCUGAUGAGACUUGGUUUAGUCAAGACUCAAACUCUGAUAAUUUUAGUGUGGAAUUUGAAGUAGAGUCCAUUUAUUCUGACACCUAUAGUCAGGAUGAGGAGGAUCAGGACCUAACAGAUGCAGAUGAUGAGGUUUAUGAAGUUACAAUUUAUGAAGCUGAAGAUGAUGAUUCUUUUGAUGAAGAUACAGAAAUAUCUGAAGCAGAUUAUUGGAAGUGUUCAGAAUGUGAAGAAGUGAAUCCUCCUCUUCCGCGACACUGCCACAGAUGUUGGUCCCUUCGUAAAGAUUGGUUUCCUGAUGACUCCAAAAGCUGUAGCAUUGAACCUGUUCUGGACAAACCAUGCACUGAAGAGGGCAUUGAUGUUCCUGAUGGAAAGAGGUCUAAACAUGACCCACCCAUUGAUUCCAAAGGAGAAAAAUAUAAAAAUGCAUCUCCUGAAGAAUCUGGUGCCACUUCGUGCGACUCUCAGGAGAUCUUGGGUUCUCAGCCAUCCACUUCAGCAAACAGUACUUUAAACAGCCAAGAAGUUGUGCCUGAACUUGAAAGAGAGGCCAGCCUAGAAUCCUGUCUUCCACCAAGCUGUUUGGACCCUUGUGUUAUUUGUCAAAGUAGACCCAAAAAUGGCUGCAUUGUUCAUGGCAGAACAGGUCAUCUCAUGUCUUGUUACACAUGUGCAAAGAAACUGAAGAAACGUAACAAACUGUGUCCUGUCUGUAGACAGCCAAUUCAGAUGGUUGUGCUAACAUAUUUCAGCUGAUUUUAAAAAAAUCCAAUAAAUUGCAUCCUGUGUUUUAUUUAUUUUGCAGAAUUCUUGAUGGCUAAGAUUGUGGGUGUGCAAUUGGUUGUAUGACACAAUAUACUCUUUAUUCUCAUUUUUGGGAAAAUGAGAACAUAGUUUUAACUAUUAUAGUCUGAUUGGAUGGUUGACUCAGUUACUAAAUUUGAAUGUUAAAGUAAUGUUUUUGAGAAUUUAAAUUGGAUGAUAGCUUCACCCUUCUAGCUUUAUUGUAAUAACUGGAGUAAACUGAGUUUCAAGAGCUUUAGUUAUAACAGUCCAAGUUCAUCAGAGGCACUUCUGUUUUGGUUUUACGCUUUCUGAAGAGCUGCUCAAAUAUUUGGUAAUGUAGACUAAUGCAAAAAAAA
Polypterus senegalus (gray bichir) is the source of this 2488-nucleotide messenger RNA. RefSeq names its product MDM2 proto-oncogene (gene mdm2). The transcript is spliced from 12 exons. Gene Ontology annotation, molecular function: identical protein binding; ubiquitin protein ligase activity. Gene Ontology annotation, biological process: negative regulation of apoptotic process; regulation of cell cycle. The record is from RefSeq and is a predicted model, not a curated record. NCBI's taxonomy places the organism in Eukaryota, Metazoa, Chordata, Cladistia, Polypteriformes, Polypteridae. Gene Ontology annotation, cellular component: nucleus. The coding region runs from base 600 to 2102 and encodes 500 amino acids.